AUGCCCACCCACUCGCCUGCGCUUCAAGCGCUGCUGGAGCCGCUGACCACCGACACGUGGGUGCAAUGCGACUCCUGCGAGGUGUGGCGAAGGGUCCCCAACUACGUCUCCGAACGUCUUGGCGACAACGACCAGUGGUUCUGCUCCCUGAACAACGACCCGAAGUUCGCCAACUGCGAGGCUCCCCAAGAGAUCGACAACGACGAGAUCGACAUCCUUCUCGCCGCGCAGGAGGCCAGGCAGGAGGCCGCCGAGGUGGAUAAGUUCGGGCGCCAAGACGCAAAGGCGUCGAAGAACAUCUGGCACAGGAUCCACCGCAACAUCUUCACGCACCGCGAGCCUAAGAGCGUGACGGAGGACGACGUGCUCAUAUGCGCGUGCGUUCCGGACCCGGAGACGGGUAAGGGAUGCGGCCCCGACUGCAUCAACAGGGACGUGCUCGUCGAGUGCGAUCCAGCGUUUUGCCCGUGCGGCGACGGGUGCCAGAACCAAAAGUUUCAGAAGAAGGACUACGCGAAGCUCGACAUCCAGCGCACCGGCCGCAAGGGCCACGGCCUGUUCACCAAGCAAGCGCUUAAGAAAGGGCAGUUCAUCAUCGAGUACAUCGGCGAGGUGUUGCACGAAGACGAGUACAGGUCGAGAAAGGCGAGGUACGACGAUGAGGGCAGGAGACACUACUACUUUAUGACCCUGUCUUCUUCGGAGACUAUCGACGCGGCGGAGCGAGGCAACGCGGGUCGCUUCCUCAACCACUCGUGCGAUCCCAACUGCGAGACGCAGAAGUGGAUGGUGAACGGCGAGCUUUGCAUCGGCAUAUACGCGCUCACCGACAUCGACGCCGGAGACGAGCUGACGUUCGACUACAACUUUGAGCGUUACGGGGACAACCCGAUCAAGUGCUUCUGCGGCACCAGCAGGUGCGGCGGUUGGAUCGGCGCUCCCAAGGACGACGAAGGCGGCAAAGACGACGACAGCGACGACGACAUCGACGCGUUCGAUCCCGACCUGGAUCCCGACCCGGUGAUGCUCGAGGCUGACGAGGCGGCCAUCGAGAAGGAGGAGGAGGAGGGCAGGACUGCUAAGAUGCGGGAGAGGAUUCGAGCUCGUCGCGGAUCGGGCGACGACGUCGCGCGAUGGAAGCCCAAGGACGUGUACGGCAACGACGACGACGAUUACGACGGGGACGGGGAGAUCGCGAGGGCCCGACGGGAGAAGGAGCGCGAGGAGGCGCGCGCGCGUAAAUCGUCGGGCGGGGGCGGGGGCGGCGGCGGGGGCGGGGGCGGGCGAAGGUCCGGCGUGGGCUCCGGCGUCCGCAGGUCGGGCUCCUCGGCGGGGCUCAAGCGCGUGGGAUCUGGCCAAGGCGGCGGGCUCCUCCCUUCGAACUACGGGACCUACGCGCUCGGGGCGCGCAGGUCUGAGGUUGACGUCAAGAUGGAGCGUCUGCGCGGUAAGUCCGGCGCGCUGCGUAACUCUCGAUGCGGCAAGGAGUGCAUACACCUCUUCAACCUCGCGUACUUUGUGACCAAGGAGGGCGUCCCGGACGUCUCCCAGCGAGACCUCGGACUGCUUCUCGAGGCGGUCGCGCUCACCACGAAUCCGAAGACGCAGGCGGACCUGGUGGAGUACGGCUUGCUGCAGGCGUUUCAGGUUUGCGUGCACAAGUUGGGAGGCGCGGGCGCGGGCCCAGACUACGUCCCCAUCCUUCGCAAGAUCAUCAAGAUCAUCGACAACAUCAUGACCAACUCCCCGAGGCUGGUCAAGGACGGGGUGGUCAAGGCGCGCACCGCCAGAGGUACCCUCGCGCAGGCUCUCGCGGACCUGAGGCGAUCGCCCGACUCGGGCCUGCGGGGUCUCGCCGCCGGGUUUUGCGCCAAGCUCGACCAGGACGCCAUCGCCUCCGCCGGCGGGUACGGCGUCACCCCCGGCCGCGUCUCCCCCGCGUUCGGCGCUCAGGGCGGCGGCUCGAACGCCCCUCCCCCGCCGUACGCGGCGAGGGGCGCCGGCGGCGGAUACUACGGCGCGUCACCCGCCGGUUCCGCCGCCGCACAGCCUAUAGUCGGGGGACCGCCCCCGGGGAGCACCCCGAGCAGACCCCACUUGCCGGGGAACACCCCGAGCAGACCCCCGUUGGCGCCCGCCCCGCCCGCGUCCACCCCCAACGGCAACUUCCGCCCCGGGGACUGGCACUGCCCCAAGGGGUGCGGCGUGGUGUUCGCGUCCAAGGCGGCGUGCUUCAGAUGCGGCGAGCGCAAGCCCGCGGAUGCCGACUACGCCACGCCGCAGAUGCGCAGGUCCGGCAGUUCCGGAUGGGGUCCGGAUGGAUUCGCGGCGGGAUCGGUCGCCAGCGGCGGGUCCAUCGGUCCCACGAGCGGGUCCAAGUGGUCCGAGCACCCCACCCCGGGGUCGGGGUACCCCGACCGGUCCGCCGGAAAGCCAUGCCACGCGUGCGGCGAGAUCGGGCACCUCGUCCGCGACUGCCCCGCUCGGCGGUGCCGCGGGUGCGGCGGUUUCGGGCACGUCGUCAGGGACUGCCCGGCGUCGCAGCCGUACGCGCGCCCCGCCGCUCAAACCGCGCACUCCGGCGUCGGCGCACCCGCCCCGUCCUCCCUGUCCUCCAUCGCCCCGGGCGGUAAGCGCGAUCGAUGGGACGACGCCCCGGGGGGCAAGCGCGCCAGGGUUGAAGAUUCUCGCGGCGGCUGGGGCGGCGUCGUGCGUGACCGAGACGUUCCCCCCGCCCCGCCGGGGAUGGGCGGGCCGGGCGGGAUCUCCGCGCCUCCGGGGAUGGGCGGGCCGGGCGGGAUCUCCGCGCCUCCGGGGAUGGGCGUGGGCGCCCCCGCGCCGAGGUCGGCGGCGGCGCCGAAGCAGCAGCCGCUUCCGCAGCGCGCGCCGACGGUGGCUUCGCAGUGGAACACGCCGCUGUCGGAGACGUUCAUGGACGACGUGUCCAAGAUGAUGGCGUGGGCGAUGGUGACGUAUCGCACCGAGUCGCACCCGCUGUACAUCCCGGGAGCAAACUACGACAGGCUCGUGGCGAAGCUCGCCAACUCCAUCGUGGAAAAGGAGAGGGCCCAGUGGAAGGAUAGGCAGAUGCCCAUCUCCAGCGCCGCGCUCGAGAAGCGACUCGGGCAGUACGUCGAGUCGCAGGUGAAGCACAUGCACGCGCAGCACCGCGCGAUGCAGUCACAGAAUGGGCGAUGA
This is a messenger RNA of Micromonas commoda, 3198 nucleotides long. RefSeq names its product set domain protein. Gene Ontology annotation, cellular component: nucleus; chromatin. The record is from RefSeq and is a predicted model, not a curated record. Gene Ontology annotation, molecular function: histone H3K36 methyltransferase activity; protein binding; zinc ion binding. Gene Ontology annotation, biological process: regulation of DNA-templated transcription. The coding region runs from base 1 to 3198 and encodes 1065 amino acids. The transcript is spliced from 2 exons. Lineage: Eukaryota; Viridiplantae; Chlorophyta; Mamiellophyceae; Mamiellales; Mamiellaceae.